CAACGGAAACAACCGCCCAGCCAUAAGGCACGACAGUCAUGUGAUCCGCCUGGUCUUUGCCGCCGGUUGAUUCACCGGCCAAAAUUGAACCACCUUUAGGACUCGCAACAAUGGGCCGAAUAAGGCCGAGAGACGGAACACUGCAAAUCUGAUCUUUAGUAUGAAACAUUAUGACUCUUACGCAACCUGAUCUCUCCGUUCUCUCCGACCGAGCGAUUGACAUCGUCUAGAACGAGACGUCCUCUGACAUCAUUAGCUACAUACAAACCCGGUCCCUAGUCUUAGAUGAAAUAGCGACGAACACGCAACCCCAUUAUCAACUUGAACGCUCAAGAUUGAAGAACCGCAGCUGGCGCGAUAUUCGAUAUUCGAUCAACGGCGAACCGCGAAUUAUUGUCCUGUUCCAGGGCUGCCCUCAUUGGAACAUCCUUUUACCUCACCUUCUUUCUCAUUUUGGUGAUCAUCAACCCCAGGCUUCUUAUAGAACAUGGUGGCACCAUCCCUGGAAAGAGAUGGCAACGGAAAUUCCAGAUUCCGAGGAUGCACCAGCAUUCGUGAUUUCGAGUUCCUAGGAAAACUUGGGGAGGGUACUUUUGGAGAGGUGUAUAAAGCACGAUCAAAAAGGGAUGGCUCAACUGUUGCCCUCAAAAAGAUUCUCAUGCACAAUGAAAAGGAUGGAGUAGGUAGUAGCCAAGCUCGCGUCUUCUGCUGCUAAUGUCUAUACAAAAGUUCCCGAUCACUGCUCUGCGUGAAAUCAAGCUUCUUAAAAUGCUCGCCCAUAUUAAUAUUCUCCAGCUGAGGGAGAUGGCUGUGGAGCGAAGUAAAGGUGAGGGGCGAAAGAAGCCGAGCAUGUAUAUGGUAACGCCCUAUAUGGAGCAUGAUCUUUCCGGGCUACUUGAGAACCCGGCAGUCAGUUUUACUCAGCCGCAAAUAAAGUGCUACAUGCUACAAUUGCUUGAAGGCCUUAAAUAUUUGCAUGGGAAUCGUAUCUUGCAUCGUGACAUGAAAGCUGCGAAUCUGCUCAUCAACAACAAAGGCAUACUACAAAUUGCAGACUUCGGACUGGCCCGACCGUACGAUGAGGACCCACCUCAGCCUGGGAAAGGUGGAGGGGAGGCCAAGAGGGAUUACACCUCUUUAGUCGUGACUCGGUGGUAUCGCCCACCGGAAUUGCUGCUACAACUGAGACGGUACACCACGGCUAUAGACAUGUGGGGCGUCGGGUGUGUUUUUGGGGAAAUGUUUAAGGGGAAGCCGAUUCUUGCCGGCAGUAGCGACUUGAAUCAAGCCCAACUUAUAUUCAGUCUUGUGGGAGCGCCCACAGAGGAGAACAUGCCUGGCUGGAGUUCUUUGCCCGGUUGUGAGGGUGUCAGAGCUUUUGGUCACAAACCUGGGAAUUUGCACGAAGUCUUCAAAGACCAGAGCCCCGCUGCUAUUUCACUGCUUGGUGAACUUCUCAAAUUGGACUGGCGGAAAAGGAUAACCGCUAUCGAUGCACUGGAACAUCCAUACUUUUUCACUCCGCCUCUUCCAGCUCGCCCCGGCGAGAUACCCCAUUUUGAAGAUUCACAUGAACUGGAUAGAAGAAGGUUUCGUGGACAACGAGCGGCUAUGCCACCAGCCCCCGCGGGCGGAUCUGUGGGCAUUGGGCCAAACGGAGGCUGGGCAACAAACUCCGGAGCCAGGCCUGCAAUGGAAACCAAAAACAGUCGCAUCCCUGGCGCUGCACGCGUGGGCAAACCAAGUUACGGAAACCAGGGGGGGCAUUCAAGGUGGUCUCUGGACCAUCGAAAUACUGAACCGCAUGCAGCACGAGCAAGGCAGGGUACCGAGGACUCAACUCGGGUGGUUCCGCCCUGGCAAAGAGACAGUGGUCUCCCGCCUAAGCCCCCUACGUCUGCUCACCAACCAUGGGCUGCAGUUCAUUCAAGUAGACCAGCACGUGAUAGCACUAUUCAUCCGGGACGAUUCGUGGGCCGCUCAGACGGGAAUCUAGACUCCUAUGUCCCCAACUACCCAGGUGGCUUCGACAGUCGUAAUCGUGAGGGCGAGGGUACUAUCUCAAACAGCAACCUGGAUCGAGAUUGGGAUCGACGCAAUAACAGGCAUGAAACGUCACGUCAAAUGAACCGACGAGAUUAUCCGAGGGAAAACAAUCCCCCAAGAAGGCGAAGCCGAAGUCCAGCUUUUAGGGAAGGAUUCCAUACAUCGGAUAGACCACCAUACCGAAGGUGAAGCGGGUAUAAAUAAUAUCAAAGUUUCCCAUAUAAAGGAUUUAAGGUUGUGUUGAGCACGUAAACUGAUUGGACGCUAGGACUUUAGCCUAGCGCCUUACUGAAUUGCUUUUAGAAACAUAUCAAGGACAAUCAAAGUGUUGAACAUUGCCCCAAGAUAGCUGCCUACAUUUCCUACCAAUCAAUUAGCACCAUCCGAGCUUCCAUAUCCACGAUUCCAUGAUAAUCGCCCCAUCGUGCUGGACGGUAGACCGGUGUCGUUGAGAAAAUCCCACCAGCGCACCAAUAUCGGCGGGUCAGGGUCACUCCAUAUUUUUCUGGUGUUCCUUUCUUUACAGUUUAAUGUUUUCCCCGGACAAAGAUACACCAUUUAAUACAAGAUCCGAGUCAUAAUGCGCG
This is a messenger RNA of Aspergillus melleus, 2633 nucleotides long. RefSeq names its product serine/threonine protein kinase, CMGC, CDC2/CDK subfamily, variant 2 (gene BUR1). The coding region runs from base 715 to 2235 and encodes 506 amino acids. Gene Ontology annotation, cellular component: nucleus. The record is from RefSeq and is a predicted model, not a curated record. Gene Ontology annotation, biological process: protein phosphorylation. Gene Ontology annotation, molecular function: cyclin-dependent protein serine/threonine kinase activity; ATP binding. The transcript has 8 exons. NCBI's taxonomy places the organism in Eukaryota, Fungi, Ascomycota, Eurotiomycetes, Eurotiales, Aspergillaceae.